AUGGCCAAUAUCAAACCGUUCAAGAUCGCGGUCCCGGAUGCGGACAUCGAGAAGCUCAAAACCAAGCUCUCCCUGGCAACAUUCCCCCAAGAUGUCGAAAUGUCUGAUUCCUGGUCGUAUGGCACGCCGCUGAAGGACAUCAAGCGGCUCGCAGCAUACUGGCAGAACGGCUUCGACUGGCGCGCCGCAGAGGCGAAGCUCAACGAGCAGCUCUCCCAGUUCACCACGACCAUCUCCGUCGACGGCUUCGACGACAUCGACGUCCACUUCGUCCACCACAAAUCGGAGCGCCCGGACAGCAUCCCCCUGCUCUUCAGCCACGGCUGGCCGGGAAGCUUCUACGAGGCCGCCAAGCUCCUGCCGCACCUGACCAGCCCCCCGGGCCCGGGCCAGCCCUCCUUCCACGUCGUGGUGCCGUCCCUGCCCAACUUCGGCUUCUCGGGGAGGGUGGCCAAGCCCGGGUUCGGCCCGAGCCAGUACGCCGAGACGUGCCACAAGCUGAUGCUGCAGCUCGGCUACGACAGGUACGUCACGCAGGGCGGCGACUGGGGCUUCAUCAUCACGCGCAGGAUGGGCAUCCAGUACCCGGCGCACGUGCUCGCGUCGCACCUCAACUUCGUGCGCGUGAGCAAGCCCCCCGGGCUGGCCGAGACCCCGGGGCAGUACCUCAAGCAUGCGGUGCUGCCCUACAGCAGGGCCGAGAGGGAGGGGCUGGAGCGCAGCAGGUGGUUCCAGCAGGAGGGCUUCGGGUACAACCUGGAGCAGUCGACGCGGCCGCACACGCUCGGCUUCGGGCUGGCGGACUCGCCCGUGGCGCUGCUGGCGUGGGUGUACGAGAAGCUGCACGACUGGACCGACAGUUAUGCGUGGACCGAUGACGAGGUCCUCACGUGGAUCAGCAUCUACGCCUUCAGCACGGCCGGGCCCGACUCAUCCGUGCGCAUCUACUACGAGGCGAAGAAGAAGGAGGCGCUGUCGCCGGGCUACUCGUACUUUGCCAAGGUGCCGCUGGGGCUGAGCUACUUCCCGAAGGACCUGGUCGUCCCGCCUAACACGUGGGGGAGGACGCUGGGCCCCGUGGUGUUUGAGAAGAGGCACGAGGACGGCGGGCACUUUGCCGCGCACGAGAGGCCGGAGAAGCUCGCCGGUGACCUGAGGGCCAUGUUCGGCAAGGGGGGAGGCGCGGAGGGUGUGGUGAAAAAGCUGAAGAGCCAGUCCAGGAUCUGA
Messenger RNA from Diaporthe citri, 1227 nucleotides. RefSeq lists its product as uncharacterized. The coding region runs from base 1 to 1227 and encodes 408 amino acids. The record is from RefSeq and is a predicted model, not a curated record. Gene Ontology annotation, biological process: epoxide metabolic process. Gene Ontology annotation, molecular function: epoxide hydrolase activity. NCBI's taxonomy places the organism in Eukaryota, Fungi, Ascomycota, Sordariomycetes, Diaporthales, Diaporthaceae. The transcript has a single exon.